Molecule: messenger RNA, 1673 nt
Organism: Solanum tuberosum (potato)
Lineage: Eukaryota; Viridiplantae; Streptophyta; Magnoliopsida; Solanales; Solanaceae
Product: protein BRASSINAZOLE-RESISTANT 1-like
Exons: 2
Coding region: 236-1228 (330 amino acids)
Biological process (GO): brassinosteroid mediated signaling pathway; DNA-templated transcription
Molecular function (GO): DNA-binding transcription factor activity
Source: RefSeq, a predicted model, not a curated record
CCACUACCUAUAGAGAGAAACAUCAAAGAUUCUUCUUUGCUUUGUUGAACGUCUUUCUCGUGAGUAUAGUCUCAGACGUGUGUCUGCAACACCCCCCCACCGCCCCACGCCACCCUACCCCCACCUGGGACCACUCCAUUUUCUCUUCUUCUCAUAUACACACACACAGAGACAGAGAGAGAAAGAGAAAGCGCGCGUGUGUGAGAGAGAAAAAGAGAACAACAACAACAAAAUCAUGAUGUGGGAAGCUGGAGAAUCACCAGCAUCUUCCUCCGCCGGUGCCGGAGCCGGUGGAAGUGGAGGUGCCGGAGUUGGUAUACCGGAAAGUGGUGGUGGUGGGAGGAGGAAACCAUCAUGGAGAGAAAGAGAGAAUAACAGGAGAAGAGAGAGAAGGAGGAGAGCUGUAGCUGCUAAGAUUUAUACUGGUUUAAGAGCUCAAGGAAACUAUAAUCUUCCUAAACACUGUGAUAACAAUGAAGUUCUUAAAGCUCUUUGUACUGAAGCUGGUUGGAUCGUUGAACCUGAUGGUACCACUUAUCGCAAGGGAUGCAAGCCAACCCCGAUGGAGAUUGGAGGCACUUCAACAAACAUCACACCAAGUUCUUCACGGCAUCCAAGUCCCCCAUCAUCAUACUUUGCUAGUCCAAUUCCGUCUUAUCAGCCGAGUCCAACUUCCUCUUCUUUCCCCAGUCCAUCCCGUGCUGAUGCUAACAUGUCAUCACACCCAUAUUCUUUUCUCCAUAAUGUCAUUCCUUCAUCCCUUCCUCCAUUACGAAUAUCAAACAGUGCCCCUGUAACUCCACCUCUUUCAUCACCAACUAGGCAUCCUAAGCAAACAUUCAAUUUAGAGACUUUGGCCAAAGAAUCAAUGUUUGCUUUAAACAUCCCUUUCUUUGCUGCUUCAGCCCCAGCAAGCCCAACUAGGGGUCAGCGUUUUACUCCUCCAACUAUACCCGAGUGUGAUGAAUCUGACUCAUCUACCAUUGAUUCAGGCCAGUGGAUCAACUUUCAAAAGUACGCGGCAAAUGUUCCACCUUCUCCAACAUUUAAUCUUGUAAAACCUGUGCCUCAGCCACUUCGUCCUAAUGAUAUGAUCACAGACAAGGGUAAGAGCAUAGACUUCGACUUUGAAAAUGUAUCAGUCAAGGCAUGGGAAGGGGAAAGGAUUCACGAUGUAGGAUUCGAUGAUCUGGAACUCACACUUGGAAGUGGCAAUGCUCGCAUAUGAUUGAGAUUCUCUGAUUUAGUUAGCUGAUGAAUCACUUUGCAUUCCAGUGGAUUAUUUGAGCCUCAUCUGGUGAGAUAUUGCACAAACGUAGAGCUUGCAUAAAUUGCUUCUUAGGAUGGAUUGGAUUUUCUCUGUUGCUAUUUACCUUAUGUAUAACAUUCUUUCCCCUUAUUUGCUGCAAAUCCCCCUUCAAAAUUUAUACAGGUCUUAUCACAAGCAUUUCGUGUAGAUAUAUGCUUGCUUCUAUGGUCGAGAAUCACUUUCUUCAUUGUAGACUAGAUGGAGCUUCUUCACAAAUAUGAACUAUCCACAUUUGUCUAUUAUCAGAACUAGCUUCAAUUGAAGUCGUUGAUGUACCUUACAGUCUCUCUGAUGUUUUUCGUGCACAUCAUGAAGACAUGAAACGCGUUAAAGUUUAUACAUUCGAGAUUUUGUGUUGUGUCUA